AUGAAUCGCGAAACGGUAAAUGCGGAGAAGUACUCGCUAUUGCAGCUGAAGGCCUGGUGCGCUGCGGUAGCCGUCAAUGCCAGCGGUGCAAAAGCGUCAUCCGCCGCCAGGUUGAGCGAGCUUUCUGUGGAGGCGCGAGGAUCAUGUCCAGUAGACAAGGCAGGCGAAAAAAGUGUUUUAGACGGUGGCGACGACGAAAAUACGGGAAACGCAGCUCAGCAACAGCGCGGGAAAAGUGUGUCCAGAAACAACGAUGAGCACAACGUGGAGAACAACGGUGAGAACAAUGAGGAAAACAACGGUGGGAACAACGGUGUGAACAACGUGGAAAACGACGGUCCGAACAACGGUCAGAACAAUGGUCCGAGUAACAAUCAAGACAAUGGUCCGAGUAACGGUCAACACAACGGCGAGGAAAACAUCGAGAAUAGCUAUGGUACAGACGACGAUGAUGGCGCGGUGUACGUGCGGAACGUAUUGUCAUGUACACAUAGCGGUACAUUUGGGCACCGCUUAUCGGAGUACAGUUCGAGUGACGGCAGAGCAAGCAACAACGGUGAGACAGCACAGCCCAUACCCGAUAGCGUUGAACAAGUAACCUGA
Molecule: messenger RNA, 603 nt
Organism: Rhagoletis zephyria (snowberry fruit fly)
Lineage: Eukaryota; Metazoa; Arthropoda; Insecta; Diptera; Tephritidae
Source: RefSeq, a predicted model, not a curated record